AUGCCUACCUUAGAUGCUCCAGAAGAGAGGCUGAGAAAAUUUAAGUACCGAGGCAAAGAUGCAUCUGUGAGGCGGCAACAGCGGAUGGCAGUCAGCCUGGAGCUCCGGAAGGCCAAGAAAGAUGAGCAGGCCUUAAAGAGAAGGAACAUCACAGAUUUCUCCCCUGACCAAGCUUCUGAAAAACCAGCCAAAGAGGUCAGCCUCACUCUGGCUGAAAUAAUCAAAGGUGUGAAUGGCUCAGAUCCAGUCCUACAUUUCCAGGCCACCCAGGCAGUCAGGAAAAUGCUAUCCCGGGAAAGGAAUCCCCCUCUAAAAAUGAUUGUUGAAGCAGGGCUCAUUCCUAAGCUGGUAGAGUUCCUGAAAUCAUCACUUUACCCCUGCUUGCAGUUAGAGGCAGCCUGGGCUCUGACCAACAUCGCUUCAGGGACUUCAGAGCAGACCCGAGCUGUUGUGGAAGGGGGAGCCAUCCAGCCUUUGAUUGAGCUCCUGUCUUCCCCCAGUGUGACUGUGUGUGAACAGGCGGUGUGGGCUCUUGGAAAUAUAGCUGGUGACGGCCCAGAGUUCAGAGAUGUCGUUAUCUCAAGUAAUGCCAUACCACAUCUGCUGGCCCUGAUUUCAUCAACCAUACCAAUUACAUUUCUGCGGAACAUCACGUGGACCUUGUCUAACCUGUGCCGAAACAAGAACCCAUACCCUUGCGAAAAAGCAGUGAAGCAGAUGCUGCCUGUCCUCUUCCUCCUCCUGCAGCACCAUGACAGUGAGAUUCUCUCGGACGCCUGCUGGGCCCUGUCCUACCUCACUGAUGGCUGCAAUGAGCGCAUCGGCCAGGUGGUUGACACGGGAGUCCUGCCCAGACUGGUAGAGCUCAUGACCAGCUCAGAACUCAAUGUUUUGACCCCUUCUCUCCGCACUGUGGGAAACAUUGUCACAGGAACAGAUCACCAGACCCAGAUGGCCAUUGAUGCGGGCAUGCUGAGAGUGCUGCCCCAGCUCCUGCGGCACCCCAAGCUCUCUAUCCAGAAGGAGGCAGCCUGGGCCCUGAGCAAUGUGGCUGCAGGGCCCUGCCAGCACAUCCAGCAGCUGAUUGGUCAUGACAUGUUGCCUCCCUUGGUGGCUCUGCUAAAAAAUGGAGAGUUUAAAGUCCAGAAAGAGGCUGUCUGGACGGUGGCCAACUUCACGAGCGGGGCCACUGUGAAGCAGUUGACCCAGCUUGUCCACUCAGGAGUCUUGGAGCCACUGGUGAAUCUGCUUACUGCCCCAGAUGUAAAAACUGUGCUCAUCAUCCUCGACGUCAUCGCUUACAUCCUCCAGGCAGCAGAGAAACUAUCUGAGAAGGAAAACCUGUGUCUUCUGAUAGAAGAACUCGGUGGGGUCGACAGAAUUGAGGCAUUACUACUUCAUGAGAACCGUCAGAUUGGCCAGACUGCUCUGAACCUCAUUGAGAAACACUUUGGGGAGGUAGGUGACUUCAGGGAAUGA
Messenger RNA from Cynocephalus volans (Philippine flying lemur), 1479 nucleotides. RefSeq names its product karyopherin subunit alpha 7 (gene KPNA7). The transcript is spliced from 10 exons. Gene Ontology annotation, biological process: NLS-bearing protein import into nucleus. Gene Ontology annotation, molecular function: protein binding; nuclear import signal receptor activity. Bases 1 to 1479 code for a protein of 492 amino acids. NCBI's taxonomy places the organism in Eukaryota, Metazoa, Chordata, Mammalia, Dermoptera, Cynocephalidae. Gene Ontology annotation, cellular component: nucleus; cytoplasm. The record is from RefSeq and is a predicted model, not a curated record.